Messenger RNA from Ictalurus furcatus (blue catfish), 4868 nucleotides. RefSeq names its product kirre like nephrin family adhesion molecule 3, like (gene kirrel2). Gene Ontology annotation, cellular component: cell-cell junction. Gene Ontology annotation, biological process: cell-cell adhesion. The transcript has 15 exons. NCBI's taxonomy places the organism in Eukaryota, Metazoa, Chordata, Actinopteri, Siluriformes, Ictaluridae. Gene Ontology annotation, molecular function: cell adhesion molecule binding. The record is from RefSeq and is a predicted model, not a curated record. Bases 767 to 3040 code for a protein of 757 amino acids.
ACGCUGCAUAGAGGAGUAUAAGCCAGAACAAAGCACUUGUAAGGAGUGUGAAAGUGCGCACUGGAGUGAAAGAACGUGUACAGCUGUGUAAAGAGUGCAGCGCGCGUGAAAUAUUUCAGAGCUGUUUAAGAGAGGAGUCCAGAGCAAACAGAGGUGUCUGUGAGCUCGUAUAGGAGUGUGAGAGAGCGCAGAGGGGUGUGAGGAGUGUGGGGAGUGUGAUCUCGCGCAGAAGGGGGUGGAACGGAGGGGGUGUGGAUACGAGUGGUGCUUUCAGCAAAGGCUGGUGCUGAAACGCGUUCAGCUGCGGAGGAAAUCAGAGCUUCAUUCAGCAUCGGCACAGCCCAGCAGCACACACACACACACACGCGCGCGCGCGCUCCUACUCCAGCACUCCUGAGCGGACAACCCAGUGCAGAGAUGAUCCGAGCCGACUCGGAGUAAAGGACUGAAGUCACGAUAACCGGAGAGAUUGCAGACUGAUGCGAAAUCGAGACAAAGCGUCCGGGAACAAAGUUCGCAACUCGGAAGGGACACGGAACCCUGAACCCAUCACGGAAUUCUGUGAACACUCUCGGACCAAAGCAGAGACACUGAGGACGCUGUCCGAGGCUGGUGAUUUUGAGUAUAGUCUUCUUUGUUUGUUUGUUUGUUUUGUUUUGUUUUGAUCUGUCCUGCUUUGGAGAGGCGCUGAAGGAAGAAUUGGCCAUCCGGACCGGUGCGUCGCGAGCGCGCAGCUUUUAAACCAGAGCGAGAAGAUUGGAGCAAGAUGCUGCAGUUUUGCAUCGCUCUUAUCCUUUUAGGAACAGAGACCGAAGCGGCCUACUUUUCCCAGCAGCCCCAGGACCAGGUAGUGGUGGCUGGCCAAUCGGUGACUCUUCCGUGUGUCAUUGUAGGAUAUCGAGGCAUGGUACAGUGGACUAAAGAUGGCCUAGCACUUGGUGGAGAACGAGAUUUACCUGGUUGGGCACGUUACUCCCUGAUGGGAGAUCCACUAUCAGGGGAGCACAGCUUGGUGAUCGAAUCAGCAGAGCUGGCUGAUGAUGCCGUGUACGAAUGCCAGGCCACGCAAGCAGCCCUGCGUUCACACCGAGCCAAACUCACUGUCCUGGUGCCACCUUCGGACCCUGUCGUCGAGGGAGGGCCUGUGGUGCGGCUGAAAGCUCACGCUCCCCAUAACCUGACAUGCCGUGCAUCCGGAGCCAAGCCUGCAGCUGAGAUCACCUGGUACAGGGAUGGAGAGGUCAUGCUUACUGCAAUCUACUCAAAGACUCUGAUGGAGGACGGGAAGAGGGAGACGGCGGUCAGCCUGUUACCUCUUGUGCCUGAUGACCGUGAUUCGGGACGGACCUACACCUGCAGGGUCCUAAACCCAGCCGCCCCGGGUGGACGCCAGACUUCCAUUACCAUUAACGUUCAACAUCCCCCUUCUGUCACUCUGUCCGUCCAGCCUCAGACUGUAAUGGAAGGAGCCAAAGUGCUAUUCAUCUGCUCAGCCUCCGCCAGCCCGGAGAUCAUCGGCUACAGGUGGUCUAAAGGUGGCGUCCCCAUCCCCGAGGCCAAAGGGGACAGUCUGGAGGUGACGGUGGACUACUCGUAUUUCACCGACCCCGUGUCCUGCGAGGUGUUCAACUCUGUGGGAAGCACGAACGUCAGCACACUGGUGGAUGUGCAGUUCGGUCCCAGGCUGUUAUCGGAGCCUAAACCGCAGACGGUGGACACAGGCAUGGACGCGGCGUUCACUUGCGCCUGGACUGGCAACCCUCCACUUACUCUGGCGUGGACCAAACAGGGCUCGAGCGUGGUGCUCAGCAACAGCAACACACUCCACCUAAAGGCCGUGACUCAAGAAGAUGCCGGGACGUACACCUGUAAAGCCAUCGUACCGAGGAUCGGCGUGUCAGAAAGAGACGUCACGCUCACUGUAAAUGGUCCACCGAUCAUCACGGCUGAGGCUACACAGCAGGCUGUCAAACAUGCCAAAGGAAAGCUGGAGUGUCUGGUGGGCAGCAGCCCUCCUCCUGACAAAAUAGUGUGGACGUUCGGGGACGUGAGCUUGUCCUCUGGUUCCUCGGGCCGUUUCUCAGUACAGACGGUGAACAGCGACCGCGGCGUCCUGUCCUCCCUCGUCCUGUCCGAGACGCUGGCUCAAGAUUUCCAGCUGAGAUACAACUGCACGGCGUGGAACCGCUUCGGAACGGGCACGGUGCUCGUCACGCUCAAAGAACAAGAAGCACUGCCCUUGCUCAUCAUCAUCGGGUCGUCUGUUGGAGGCGGAUGUGUUUUCAUCGUUUGCGUCAUCACCCUGGCGUCCAUCUGCUGCCGCCAUGCUGCUAAAGGUAAAAAGGGGACACGCCUAUCCAAGAGUGACAUCCGCGUGCAGAUUGUACACAGUGACCACAACGCAGCCCGUGGGAAUGAUGACGAGGAGGACGUGAAGGAGCCGAUGGCUCCCAACAGCAGCGAGUCUCCCGGGACGUCACGUACCGAGCACAGCGAUCUACUGGAGGAGGAAGAUGAUGAAAGAUCAGAUAUUAAGGACCCCACGAAUGGCUACUACAACGUCCGAGGUCAUGAUGACCGCCAUGUCGCCCGCACCGGCUUUUCCGAGUUCGUCCCAACCUCACGGCCCGUCUACACACCGUGCCAGCUUCCAUCUCCAGGCCCACUGUACAGCCAGAACACCACCCAGCCACGUGUCUAUGACUUCUCCAACCGCUACGCCACCACUCCCGCCACCCGAACCACUUAUGAGCAACAACCACAGCAACAACAGCAGCAGCAACAACAACAACAACAACAACCACAGCCACAACAGCAAACGACUCCCACAAUGUACCCACAGGACCCGCUGUACCUGCCCAAUACCUAUAGCCGCGCCUUCACCAGCUACGUCAAACCCGCCUCCUUUGACAAAGUGGACACAUUUGAGCAAUCAGAUCAAGCUGGCAAAGUGUCCGGGUCGUCCCGCUUCUCCUACGCAUCCUCGCAGCAGUCCGACUACGGACGGCCGUCCCAGCAGCGCAUGCAGACUCACGUGUGAGCACCAGACUUCCAGAGGGUGCCAAGUUUGAUCAACGAAGGACUUUUCCCUCAAUUUGAAGUGCGCGUUGGGAGUCAGGUUCGAUCGGUCGUUCUUGAGAAAGGAUGACCAUUCUGCUCUCAUUUACGAGUCACCUCUGGACUGUCUAAGCUAAUUUAAUUGUGUUUAGCUUUGUCUACUAGCUGAACUUCUGGUGAAUGAAUGCCAUCAUUUUGUAAUCUCACUUAUUACGGAGACGGGCACGUGAGGACGCUUCGGCAUCUCCGAGUGGUCUGUGAUAGGACUCAUAGACUGAACAAAUGAACUAACUUUUGUAAAUGAGAAGCUAAUGAUGUUACGCUGGACCACAAUCAACAAAAAAAAAAAAGAAUGGAAAAAAAAAAAAAAAAAAAAAGUCUCGUGCUGGCAUGCUGAAGGAAUCGUAAGCACAUUGUGUGUGUUGUUGACAUGAGGACUGAACUACAUUAGGAAUUCACAGAUAAACUGGGACAAACUGGUGGAAGUUGUGGCUCUUUUAUGAAAGCUUCAUCUGUUGUCGGGGAAUUUCUGAAGAAGAAGACGGGAAAAAAAAAAACAACAGACUUCCUGAAAAUAACAGUAUGUAAUGAAGGAAGAGAUGCACUUUAGUUGCAUUUUUUUUCCUCUGAUAAACCAAACAAAGAGAGAUGAAGCCCUAAUGAAGAUGCAACCCAAACACAAGAGGCGUGUUUUGCACCCCCAAAUCGGCAUGUUAUUGGUUUUGGGGUGCAAAUGAAAGGUACCUCGGGUGUAUUGAGAAGCUGGUGGCAAUCUGAAACUGCGAAAUCGAGAUGCAGUAAUAGUUUAUCGACUGUGAUUUUUACGAAAGAAAGUGCGGGCUGAGUCGUUCUGUGUGAAGCGACACAAUCAAGUAUCUCCACCAUGUUUACACACGAUAAAAAGGUAGAACACGAUGCUCCUGAUAAACGAGUGUACAAAUUCCGGGGAAAGCCCUAUCCUCUUGUCUGUUGCAUGCAGAUGACGUGUCUAUGUGAACGUAUCGAGCGUUUCUUUCCAUGUCCAUUCCUUGUGUGAGACAUUGCUUUACUGCACCUAAUGCCAUUGGAUCGUGGUAAUCCCGAUGACCGGGUUCCCGUACUGCCAUUUUUUUUCUUCGGGCCUGAGUGAUUUCCAUUGGAGGGGGGGAGGAAAAAAAAAAAGUAAAUUCACAAAGUGAACUGUGCUGAAAAACACAUUGCUUGUCUUUAUUUUUAUACUUUAUAUAAGCCUUAAUGUACAGUGUGUAAGCUGCUCAACUGUAAAGUACAUUUAUAUUAUGAAUGCAUAUCAAUAUAUAUCUCAUUUGAUUUGAUUUGUUUUAUGUUAACACAGCAAUUUUAGUUCAUUUUUCUGCCCGUAAGCCUGAGUUCUUCAUCGUUCUUGGGGUUGUGUUUCUUUUAGAAACCUUUUUUUUUUCUUUUCUUUUCUUUUUUAAGAUUAUGCAUUGAGGUUUUACUUGCUAAAAUGAGCUAUUGUUGCUUGUAACUUUGUACACAUAUUUAUAUUUAAAUAAAACCAUUUCAAAUAAAAAGCAGCUGCGACUGGAGUGUUUUGUCAGAUGUUCUAUACAAUGGACAAUAUUAUUCGAGUCGCUGAAUCGUUAAAUAAAUUAGCAGCUCUCACUGGGAAAACUUUACACACUUAAAAUGUCAAACUGUAUUAUGACUGGACUCUGGAAAUCUGGAUACGGGUGUUGAAAUGAUGUUCAAAUCACCUUUAUUUCACAAAUAAAGGGGUUAUGCCUCCAAUGCCUUCAACUAGCGAGCUACUUACCUAGCUACCUACCUAUUUAGCUACUUACCUAGCUAAA